GCGUCGGGGCGGGGCCUCUCGCCAGGAGCCCUACUCCCAGCGGACCACGGACCACGCCUUCCUCAUGAGCUGCGCCGCGAAGCUCUCGGAGUACUUCCUGCUGCUGGAGGACGGCACCUUGUGCGCCCCCAACUUCAUCACCACGUUCAGUGGAAAGCGGACACCCUGGGGUCCCAGCCCUGGGCGCUCCUGGAGUUCUCCAACCUGGGCUUCCAGGGCAGGCUCUUCCGCAGCGGGGACCCCCGGUGCUGGCCCACUUCCUCCUCCUCUUCUACGGGGAGAAGCCCCUCGCCAGGCUCCUCCCUCACUUCCGCACCCUCCUGGCCCAGAAGGAGCCGAUCCUCUGCAGACCGUUCCUGUUCUACCACCGAGUCCCCUACCAUGCGCCGAACGACACAGCCAGAAGGCCUCGGGCACGCAGAAAAAGAGCCCCUAAGCCCCUGGCAACCCACCAGGAGCCGUGUUCACAGACAUGAAGGUUUUUGAGGUCCAUUUCCCCUGGCAGGCCUACAGUCUGGACGAGUCCUUCUUUUGGGCCCACAGCGCAGGGAACCACCUGACUGUCAUCCUGAACCACCCAGCGGACCUGAGGAGGGUGCAGGUACUGCCGGGCACCAUCGUGGAUGGCAAGCACGCCCUGGAGAAGGGGCAGGUGGAGCUGGGCUACGAGCCCGAGGGGACACCGCAGCGCUGCACCAGCCUCGCCUUGCUGGGCCACCUCCUGGAAGGGCAGCUGGAUCAGGAGGUAGUUCCACGGAGCGUGGGGCACGAGUUUAGGGCCACGAGAGGAGGAGACGGCAGCUGGGACUUUAUCCAGCAAGGGAAAAAGCAGAGAAAGGAAGAGAGGAAAGAGAAUGUCGGCUGUUGGUGUCCAGGGGCUCGUCUUUUGGAAUCCCGGUUCUUGGACGCCGUGCCUCAAGGUGUCGGGUGGAGCCGUGGUAAGACGCUCGCGGGCCGGCCUGCGAGUGCACAGGGCCUCGGCCUCCACUGCCCUCGCGGGGACAAUCUCCGGGGCCCAGGGACUGAGACGCUCUCCCUCGGCUCCCGGGCAGGCGCACCCGCAGCAGCUCCAGCCGGAGCCCCUAGGCGGCGCGGCUCACCUUUCCUUGAGGCCGGUCCUCACACCCGUGGGGCUCACCCGGGACCACGGGCGCCGCUGCGGGCGGAGGCCACCCUGCGCUACCUUGGAAGGAGGGCAAGGGCGUUGGAAGGUUGGAGACGGCCCACUGCCCGGCGGAAUCCCGCAUCACAGUUCUGCCCGCCCGGAGCGUGGGAACAGCGGACGGAGGAUGCAGAAGUGCGGAGAGACGGCUUAACAUCCGGGUCCUCACUCUCGUCCUCGCCAUCCUCCCACCCUGUGCCCCUCUUCACGGUCUUCCAAGGCGGCCAGGUCCUCAGGGGACUCCUGUCCUCCCCCCUGGCACCCACACACUGGGCACCGGGGGGGGCGUGGCUGGGGCCUCAGCCGACCAUGCAGACACCCACCCCCCUCCGCUGUCUCCCGGCGCCACCGUGGGGCUGGUGGCUGAUGUCGAGCUAAGGAGAACCAGCAAGUAGCACUAGUGCCUGCGUCUGUUCCCUGGAAGUUGUCUGUACAAGGGUUCUUAUAACUGGGAAGGGCGGUCACCUGCGGUUGGUCUGCCAGCCUGCAAGAAACGGAGGCACAGAGCAACGUGCUGCCCACCACCAGGGAACAGAACUCCAGAACGUGGGGCAUUCAAGACGGCGAGACGAGUCCCUUCAAAAUCACAGUCCAGAAAAAGGGUGGCUGCUUUAUGGCAAAAAAUUUAAGACACAAAUAAAUACAACACUUGGUCCUCGAUUAUAUGCUGACUGAAAAACUGACUCAAAUUUUGUGGCAACUGGGAAAGUCUGAAUACUGAUUAGGUAUU
Molecule: messenger RNA, 1892 nt
Organism: Orcinus orca (killer whale)
Lineage: Eukaryota; Metazoa; Chordata; Mammalia; Artiodactyla; Delphinidae
Exons: 4
Coding region: 473-1540 (355 amino acids)
Biological process (GO): protein N-linked glycosylation
Molecular function (GO): acetylglucosaminyltransferase activity
Source: RefSeq, a predicted model, not a curated record